Lodderomyces theae is the source of this 1596-nucleotide messenger RNA. The record is from the annotation of a RefSeq genome assembly. NCBI's taxonomy places the organism in Eukaryota, Fungi, Ascomycota, Pichiomycetes, Serinales, Debaryomycetaceae.
AUGUCAUAUACAACACGAUGAUUAUUUAGUACAUCACAUAAAGAUAUUGGUAUUUUAUAUCUUAUCUAUGGUAUGAUUAGUGCUAUGGUUGCUACUGCCAUGUCUGUUAUUAUUAGAUUAGAAUUAUCUGGACCUGGUGAUCAAUUCUUACACGAAAAUCGUCAGGUUUACAACGUUCUGGUAACUGGACAUGCUAUUGCUAUGAUUUUUUUAUUUGUUAUGCCAGUAUUAAUUGGAGCAUUUGGAAAUUUCUUUUUACCAAUAAUGAUUGGAGCAGUAGAUAUGGCAUUUGCAAGAUUAAAUAAUAUUAGUUUCUGAUGUUUACCUCCUGCUUUAGUAUGUAUCAUUGGUUCUAUAUUAAUUGAAUCAGGAGCUGGUACGGGAUGAACCGUAUAUCCACCAUUAUCAUCAAUAAGUGCUCAUUCAGGUCCUUCAGUAGACUUAGCUAUCUUCGCAUUACACUUAACAAGUAUUUCAUCUUUAUUAGGUGCUAUUAACUUUAUUGUUACUACUUUAAACAUGCGUAGUAUAGGUGUACAUAUGAUCGAUAUGCCUUUAUAUGUUUGAGCUAUAUUCUUUACAGCUAUAUUAUUAUUAUUAUCAUUACCUGUAUUAACAGCUGGUGUUACAUUAUUAUUAAUGGACCGUAACUUUAACACAGGAUUCUAUGAAGUAGCUGCUGGGGGAGAUCCGAUCCUUUAUGAACAUUUAUUUUGAUUCUUUGGACACCCUGAAGUGUAUAUUAUAAUUAUACCAGGAUUUGGUAUAAUAUCACACGUUAUUUCUACUUAUAGUAAAAAAGAAAUUUUUGGACAUACUGGUAUGAUUUAUGCUAUCGCUAGUAUUGGUUUAUUAGGAUUUUUAGUAUGAAGUCAUCAUAUGUACGUAGUAGGCCUUGAUAUUGAUAGUAGAGCUUACUUUACAAGUGCAACAAUGGUUAUUGCAGUGCCAACAGGUAUUAAAAUAUUCUCAUGAUUAGCAACAUUAUACGGUGGUGAAUUAAGAUUAGCAGUUCCUAUGUUAUUUGCAUUAGGUUUCUUAUUCUUAUUCACUGUAGGUGGUUUAACAGGAGUUAUGUUAUCUAAUGCUUCAAUUGAUGUAGCUUUCCAUGAUACUUAUUAUACAGUAGGUCACUUCCAUUAUGUAUUAUCUAUGGGAGCUUUAUUUAGCUUAAUUGCUGGAUAUUAUUACUGAGGAUAUGCUAUGUUUGGAUUAAACUAUAAUAAAGUAUUAGCUGAAGCACACUUCUGAUUAUUAUUCAUUGCUGUUAACUUAGUAUUCUUACCUAUGCAUUUCUUAGGUCUUAAUGGUAUGCCUCGUCGUAUACCAGAAUAUCCUGAUGCAUUCUUAGGAUGAAAUAUGGUAAGUUCAUGAGGAUCAGUUAUGUCAGUUCUAUCUGUAGUAUUAGGAUUAUAUAGUGUAUUAGUUCAAUUAACUGAAGGUGAAAACAUAGCACGUGAAGAAGCAGUAACACCAGAUUAUUUAGAAUCUAAUAAUACAAGAGAAACACGUGAUUCUGAUUUAGAAUUAAUAUUAUCUAAACCUGCACACUAUCAUACUUACUCUGAAUUACCUAUCUUAAUUGAAAGGGUAUAA